GGCGGCGACGGCCGCCUGCUCGCCGUGCUGCAGGAGGAGCGGCUGGAGGUGCGCAGCGCGCGCGAUAAUUUCACCUCGAUCGUGGGCGACGGCGCCGUGCUGGCCGACCCGCGGCCGCAGUGGCGCCGCCUGCGCUGGAGCGGCGGCCGGCCGCUGCUGGCCGUGGCUGCCAGCUCCGGCUGCGUGGACGUGUACGACGCGCUGGCCGCCUCCGUCUGCGUCAUCUACCCGGCCGAGUUCGGCCGGCAGCCGGAGCCGCGCUGGGACGCGCUGCUGCUGGUGCUGCUGUACAGCGGACAUAUCACGGCGUACCACGUCUCCGCCGCCGACGGCUACGAGGAAGCGUUCAACUGCAGGCUCAAGCUGUACCCGCGCGGCAUCACUAGCGCCACCUACGACGAGCAGGGCCAGUUGCUAGUGGUGGCCGGCGAGAGCGGCCAGGUGGGGUGCGAGCGGCUGCAAGGUCUGGGCAGCUGCGAGGGCAUCACCUGCUGGCGCUUGCUGGCGGGCUACCCGCACCUACAGGUCUGCCAGUCCGUGCAGGAGGAGGAGGUGCAGCCGUCGCUGUCUUGGCUGCCGUGGCGUCGCGGCCCUUCCGCCUGGGAUCCGGUGGUGGCGCUGAGCUUGUGCCCAGCCUCGCGCCGGCUGCUCUCGGCCCACCUCUCGGGCGCCCUCACCGUCUGGGAGUUCCCCUCCUUGCGCAAACAGACGCACUGGCCGCUCGAAGCGCAGCCAGGCCAUGACGCCGUCAGCCCCGAGCUUCUGCAACUGCCCACGGGGAGGCGCCAGCAGCGGCUGCGCACGCUCGGCGCCGCCGCCGGCCGGCCGGCCGCCGUCGCCUGGUGGUCGGAGUCGGCUCUGAUCCUGGCGCGUCGCAAUGGCGCCGUUACCGUCAGCGACGCCGAGACGCUGGCCAACCUGCUGGGCGAGUCUCCCGAGUUCUUCAGCGGCGCGCCGCGCGUCACCGAGAGCGGCCGCCAGCCCUCCGACGACGAGCAGGCCGACGACGAGGGUGACGAGCAGGAGGAGAGCGUGGCCCUGCCGCGCCGCGUGCUGGAGGGGGUCAGGUCGGGCCUGUACUGGCUGACGGACUCGGAGCGGUUCGAGGCGGCGCGCCGGCGGCCCCGCCUCACACGCACGCUGUACCGGCUCACCUGCCUGCGCAGCACCACCCCACAGCAGCUGUACGCUCGCAAGAUCGAGCUCGGCGAGUACGGCGAGGCGCUCAUGCUGGCCGAGGCGUACGGCCUGGACAGCGACCUGGUGUUCCUGAGGCAAUGGCAGAAGUCCGACGUGUCGGCCGACACCAUCCGCGACUACCUGGGCCGCAUCCGACGGCGCGCGCUCGUGCUCACCGAGUGCGUGUCGCGCGUGCCGGCCCGGCUGGAGGCGGCGCGCCUGCUGCUGGAGCACGGCCUGCGCGGCACUGGGCUGGAGGCGAUGCGUGCGGCCGCCCAGCCCGCCUGCGACGCCUUCCUGCCCCGGCUGCUGGGCUACCAGGAGCGGCUGCGCACUUACGAGAGGAUGCUAGGCGGCGCGGAGAAAGCCGAGGAGUGCUACGACGCGGCCGUCUACAGCCGGUUCCGAGACAGGACGGCGCUGGAGGCGGCGCUGGACUUCGCGCGGCGCUCCGACUGGCAGGCGCUCGGCGUGAUGCUGACCUACCACGGCCACGAGCUGCUGGAGCACCGGCUGCUGCUGCUCUCCAACGUGCCGGAGACGACGCCGCCGGCGCUGUACGCGCCCUUGCUGCCUGAGGUGGACAGCCGGGGCCGCGUGCUGUCGUACGAGACGCUCCGCUGGCAGGAGCCGGACUGGGUGGACAGUCUGCUGCUGGACGACGGCUCGCCCCUGCACAGGUCAUGCCCGGCCGAGUGUCCACCGUACGCGGUGACUCGUCGUGACCCGACGCCGGCCCAGCUGUCUGCCUGGUACGCUGGCCGGGCGCGUGAGAUCGUGGCGCGCACCUGCCUGGUGGGCCACGGCCUGGAGCUGGUGCAGCUGGGCCGGGAGCGCAACGUGUCCGACCUGGAGCCGCUGCGCGACGACCUGGACACGCUGGCCACGCUCGUGUAUGAGGCCGGCCACCUGGAGGUGACGCUCGACUCGUACGCCAAGAUGGCGCCUGCGCGCGUCAUCGAGCUGAUGAUGGCCGGCGCCAGCGAGGCGACGUUCGUGGCACAGGUGCGCGGCCGCCUGCUGCCGUACCUGGCGCGUCGCGAGGUGGCCGAGCCGGGCUCCUCGGCCGGCCUCCUGCACGACUACGUGCUGCGCCUGGUCUCUAACCCCGCCCAGCUGACGGCUCUGGCUCUGGACGCCGUGUACGCGUGCCCGAAGCGCGAGUCGGCGGCAGCUCGCCGCCCCGGGCCGCCGGCCGCCCUCGACUGGCGCCGCCUGCUGGACGACAUGUUGGAGAUGCAGCAGAAGGUGUUCCAGGUGGUGACGCCGCAGACCGUGCACGAGAUAUUCGUGCUGUCACUGCUGACGUCGGCGCGGCCGGCGCUGCUCGAGCUGGCCGGCUCGCUGAUGUGCACCGACCCGACCGAGCGGCCAGCCGUCACCAACGUGUACCUGCGCAAGGUGUCGUUCGCCAGGUCGGCGGCGCUCGUCUGCACGGCCGCCCGCGAGUACUUCGACGCCGCCGCCAGCCUGGUCGACCCCAGCAUGCAGCUGGCGCGCCAGUGUCUGCAGCUGAUUCGGGAGCCGCCAGAGGAGGUUCGCCGCGAGCUGGGCCUGGUUGACAGUCUGGAGCUGCUGGUGGCGUUCGGGGUGUCACUGCUGCCGGUCCAGGUGCGCCUGACGCCCGACAAGCUCACCCUGCUGGAGCGCUGUCUGGACGGCCGGCCGGACGCCUACAGGUCGGACCAGGACCUGCUGACGCUCAGCCGACUGCUGCACGUGCCCGACGGCUGGCGGCUGCUGCGGCUGAUCGCUGAGCGAGCGCUGAAGGCAGCCGACCCGGCCGCGGCCUCUCGCGCUUGCCGACAUCUAGUGGUGGGCGAGCACACCUCAGCUUGGGACGUCUGUCAACGGGUGGCGGAGUGUGAUGACUACGCGGACAUCGACGACAGGCUGGAGCUGCUGUCGUUCUCGCUGGCGCACUGUCCGGCGGCGCGGCUGGAAGAGGUGCUGCGGUUGCGGCAGCGGCUGCUGGCCGCCCGGCUCUGCCGCCGGCUGCAGCUGCUGGUAGCCGAACAUUCGGCGGCCGAGAACGGCCAGGACGCCUCGGCCGAGGACGCGGCCGCCGGUCAGGCGUCACCGGAGACGUCACUGUCGGAAGAGAAUGCCGAAGACGGCGAGGAAGGCGCCGUCUCGCCCGGCGGCGGGGACGGUUCCCGCGCGGGGUCGUCGGCUGGGGACGCCGCCUCCCGCGGGGCCUCGCCCGGCACGCGAUCGCCAGGCGACGGGGAGGCCUCCCGCGACACGUCGCCGGCCGGGAAGGAGGUGCUCGCGGAGGCGCCGUCGGAGCGGGAGUCGAGCCCGGCACUGGCGCUGUUGCGGAGCACGCGCGGCUUCACCGACCACCUGGUGCGCGCCACAGCCAGCACCACGCGCGCCGUGCUGCAGGCCACCUCGGACACGACGCGGGCGCUGGUUUCGGCGCAGCUGCCGGCCGAGCUGCUGACCUCGGCCGGCAGCGCCACCCGCAGCCUGCUGCGCUCCACUGUGUCCCGGCUGACUCCGGGGCAGCGCGCCGCCGCCGCCGUCGAGCUGGCGCCGGCGAACGCCGACGUGACGCGGGUGGGUGUGCCGGCGUUCACCGCCUCCCUGCUGCCUGGGUGUCACGAGAGUACGCUGUACGCCGACUACCGGUCGUUCGCGCUGGCGCUGCGGCUGGCGGCCUACUGCUGCGCGCUGCGGCUGGCCGCCGAGCUAGACGGUCGGCCGUCGGACGCCACACUCGAGCGGCCUGAGCAGCUGAUCGCCGACGGCCUGCAGUGUCAGGCACCGGCCGCCGCCGGGCUGCGCGCGCUCCUGGAACAGCUGUGCGCCCGUCUGGAGGACGCCCGGCAGGCGCACCAGCUGCAGCGGCUGGACCGCGGUGUCGACGUGGCGCGCUUCGCCGCCGAGCCGGCCUACCAGCGCGACACCAUUCUGGGCCUGGCCAUGAGUGACGACGACGCGGCGCUGGAGGCGGCCGCCCGGCUGGCGCGUCGGUACGGCGUGUCGGCGCCGGAACUGGCGCGCGCGCAGCUGGUGCACCUGUUCUCGGCGGCCGAACUGUCGGCGGACGAGGUGCGCGAACGCGUGCGCCGACGCCAGCUGAUGGCACCGGCCCUGGAGGAACCCGAACUGCUGGCGUGCGCGCUGGCCGAGCGCCGGCUCGAGGCCGAACACGCGCGCUUGGAGCGGCUCGAGCCGGCUGACUUCCGCCGGUGCUCCGCUCGCUUGCUGUUCAGCGACGCCGCGCUGAAGCUGGACUUGGAGGCGCGCCAAGAGAUGGCGGGCAGUCUGCGCGAAAUGACGGAGGACAGGAAGCCGGAGGAGGCGUGGGCGGAGGUGCGGGAGAGCCUGGACGGCUGGCUGGAGCACCUGGAGUACCUUGAGUGGGACUCGUACACGGAGCUGCUGGAGUCCUCCGACGAUGACGUCUACAGGUUCGCCCGGCUGUUCGACCAGACGCGCGGUGAGCCGGCCAGACUGCGGGAACUGCGCUCCCGCAUGGUGGUGGACGGCUGCCACCUAUCGGCGCUGCGGCGAAUCCUGAGUGUGUUCCCGCUGGACGAGGUGGCGCCGCUGGAGACAGUGUUGCUGGACGCGCUCGGCGAGGCGGUCGAGCGGCUGUGCAGUCAGCGCGAGGCAGCCGACAUGCGCCCUCUGGCGGCCGUCACCGCCCAGCUCAGGCGUUACAUCGACGAGGGUGGCGAGGGCCUGACCGCUGACCAGGUCGUCGCCGAGUUCCGUCGGUUGUGCGACGACUCGCAGGUGGACACGGGCCGGCGGGUGAAGGCAGCGCGGCUGCUGGUCAAACACUUCGCUGUGGACCGGGACCUGUUCCCGGACCUCGUGCACGCCGACACGAUCGCCGCGCUGCCCGGCACGCCACUGUCAGCGGCCGCCGCCAAACACGCCGCCUCCAAGGUGUUCUCCAAGUGGCUCCAGUAG
Messenger RNA from Pollicipes pollicipes, 5106 nucleotides. Its product is annotated as neuroblastoma-amplified sequence. Gene Ontology annotation, cellular component: Dsl1/NZR complex. The record is from RefSeq and is a predicted model, not a curated record. Gene Ontology annotation, biological process: retrograde vesicle-mediated transport, Golgi to endoplasmic reticulum. Gene Ontology annotation, molecular function: SNARE binding. The annotation marks the transcript as partial. NCBI's taxonomy places the organism in Eukaryota, Metazoa, Arthropoda, Thecostraca, Pollicipedomorpha, Pollicipedidae. The transcript is spliced from 23 exons.